Plasmodium gallinaceum is the source of this 4026-nucleotide messenger RNA. Its product is annotated as conserved Plasmodium protein, unknown function. The record is from RefSeq and is a predicted model, not a curated record. Lineage: Eukaryota; Apicomplexa; Aconoidasida; Haemosporida; Plasmodiidae. The transcript has a single exon. Bases 1 to 4026 code for a protein of 1341 amino acids.
AUGCAUUCUUUUUUAAAUAAAUGCUUCAAAGUAGAUGGAAGAAAUAAUUCUGUAGAUGAAGAAGAGAGUAUCUUUGAAUCUUGUAAGAUAAUAAAAAGUUUAAAUAAAGGGAUAGAUGGAGUAAAUUAUAUAAACAAAAACAAAAUAGGAAAUGAUUAUUUUUGUGGUUUUGAUAAUUAUGAUAGAAAUAAUUCCAUUGAAAUGAAAAUGACUGAUUUUAACAAAGUAAAAGUGGAAGACAUUAAUUUGAAUGCAUAUUAUGAAAAUAAUUUUAAUAAAAUGUUUGAUAUAGAUUAUAUAGAUUUUCCUAAUUAUUUUUAUAAAGCAAUUUUUUUGAAUUUUUCUAGUUCUUUUAUUGAAUUAGAAAACAAAGAAAAAUUUUCUUCUGAAUAUAUAGAUAUAAUGAACAAAAUAUACAAUGCAAUCAAAAAUCAAAAAUUUGUUUUGCUACAUAAAGCAAAUUCGAUUCCUCAUCAAAAAAAAAGUAACAAUAUAAAUUAUAAAAAUGGAGAUGCUUUAAUAUGCAGUGAUAAUAUUAUCGCUAUAGCUGAUGGAGUUUCCUCUAUAAAUAAUAGUGGUAUUAAUGUAAGUAAUUUUUCAAAUGAAAUUUUAAAAAAAUGUUUAAAUUUACAUUUAUAUAGAUGUGUUAAUAAUGAAACUUUUGAGAGUCAAAAUAAAAUGAUAUUUAAACAAUAUAAUUUAAAAUAUAAAAAUGAUGAAAUAUUAAAACCAAUAGUUUGUAGAAGUGCAUGUUCAGCUAAUUUUUUGGGAGCAUCGACACUUUUAUUUUCUGCAUUAGAAAAAGAAAAGUUGCAUAUAUGUAACAUAGGAGAUUGUCAAAUGUUAAUUGUGAGAUUAAAAGAAAACUAUUUAAAAGAUAAAUGUAUAGAAAAAGUUCAAAUAAAAGUUCAAACACCAGAAGAAAUUUUGUAUUUUAUGAAGGAUGAAAAAAAUCUUGAAAAAAAUGAUAACAUUUAUAGUUUAAAAAGUCUUCAGGAAAAUAAUAGUAAUAACAUUGUAGUGAAUAAUGAAAAAACAAAUAUGAAUGAUAAAAAGGACGAAAAUAAAUCAAAUUAUAAUAUAAUGAAUUUUGAAGUAUCACAUAAUAAUUCUCACAAUAAUAACUUACAAGAUAUUAAUAAUCAUAACACAUUAAGAAAUAAUAAAGGUAUAUUAAAUGAUUCAUAUUCAAAAGGAAAAGAAUUUUACUAUAAUGAUUUUUUGAGUGAUCUAAAUAUAAAGGAAUCAAUUAAAGAAGAUUCAGAAAUAAUAUUAUAUAUUGAAGAUCAAUUAAAUGAAGAUAUAUUAGAAAAUUUUGAAAAAUAUCUUUCUAAAAGGAGUUAUAAAAUUGAUAAUUUAUUAUUCAGAAUAGAAGAUGAUGAUUUUUAUGAUAAUUCUAAUAUAAAAUCAGAAACUAUAAUAUCAAAUAAUUGCUCUUCUACUACAGAUAACGACCUUUCAGAAAAUGAAAGAAAUAAUAUUUCUGUUAAAAGCACUCUAGAUAAUAGUGGUUAUAGAAAUUUGUUAAAUCUUUUUGAAUUUGAUAGAACAAAUAUAAUAAAAAUUGAAAAUAACUACUCAGAAAAGGAAACAGAAGAAAAAGUAAUGAAAAAAGAAAAAGAAGAAGUAGAUAAAGAAGAAAAAGAAAAAGAGAACAUAGUAGAAGGUAGAGAACAUAAAAAGGAUGAAUUAGAAAAAGGAGAAAGAAAAAAAAUGAAAAAUGAUAAAUUGGAAGAAUUAAGAAAAGAAAAAAAUGAAUCAGAAAAAGAAAAAAAACAAAAAAGUGAAUUAGAACAGGAAGAAGACGAAAUAAAAAAAAAAAAUAAAAUAAAUAAUACAAAUAUCAAUAAUUUUAAUGAUUACAGAUUCCGUUUUUAUAAUGAUGAUAUAAGUAAAUUUGAUAUUAUUUUCAAAUCAAAAAUUCAACAACAUUAUUUCAAUUGCCCAUAUCAAAUAACUUUUAUGCCUAUAAACUUUAAUAAUUUGAGAAAUACAAAAUCAGAUAAUUCAUUUAAAGGAAAUAUGAAAAUGAACAGAUAUAAUGAUAUUAUCACAAAAUGCUUAAAAUAUUGUGAAUAUUCUAGUAUUAAUAUUAAAAAUAAUGACAUAAUUAUAAGUGGAAGUGACGGACUUUUUGAUAAUUUAUAUGAUGAUGAUAUUAUGGAAAUAAUAUUUAAUAACUUUUAUGUUUUAAAAUAUAAUAAGUUUGUAAACUUGAAACAAUUUAUAAAUUUUUAUAAUGAAUAUAAAAAAGUAUUAAAAAACUUUAAUAAAACGAUAAGUAAUAAUUUUAAUAAAAUAAAUAACUUUAAACAAACAUUUACAGGUCAUUUAAAUGAUUCCUUCGAUAUAAAGAUAAGUAAUAAUUCUAGAGAGAAUGUUAAAAUAAAAAUUGAAAAUGAUAUAAAACAUGGGAUAUCAAAUAUAAGUUGCAAUUCUUUUGAUAAUUUUUUAAAAGGUGAUAUAAAUGAAGAAAACAAUAAUGAUAAUAAUAAUAAUAAAGAUAAUAAUAAUGCUAAUAAUAAUGAUAAUAAUAGUAAUAAUAAUUCUACCACUACUGGUAAUAAUAAUAAUAAGAUAAGUAAUAAUAGUAAUAAUAAUUCUACCACUGCUGGUAAUAAUAAUAAUAGAAUAAAUAGUUGUUAUAUGAAUAUUGAAGAUAAUAAAAAUUACAUCAAUGAUGAUAUUAAUAUCAUGCAUAAAGAAAAACAAGAGAAUAAGCCACCUCUUGAGAAAAAUACUACUUAUAAUAACUCGGUAAAGGCAAAAAAAAACAUAAUUAUGGAUAAUCAUAAUAAAAUAGAUAAUUUAUCAAAUAAAGAAAAUAAAUAUAAUUAUUUUUUUAAUAAUAUUUAUAAGCGUAAUUUGAAUUAUGCUAAAAAUAAAUUAAAGUUCCCUCCUAAAAUAAAAGGAAAGUUUUUUAUUAAAAUAAAGAAUAAAGUUCAAAAUAUAACAAAAUCAAAUAAUAAACAAAAUAAUAAAGUACAGCAAAAAAAGGAACAUUCUAUUCCUCAUGAUUAUAAAAAUAGCAACACAAAAAAUGAUGUUUCUAUAUUUAAAAAAGGAAGUAAUUAUAAUGUUUAUAGUAACAUUAAUAAUUUAUCUAACACUGUUAUUAAAAAUAAAUGUGAUAACAUUGAUAGUAGAAAUUCUGUGCACUCUGAUGAAUUAAAAAAUAGUAAACAGAAAAAUUUAUAUGAAAAUAUAGAAUAUAUAGAAAAUAACAAUAAUUCAAAAAGUUCUAUAAUAAGCGAUUCAUAUGUUGAUGAUUUAGAUUUUAACAAUUUAAAUAAAUUAUGUGAAAAUGAAAAAAGACAAACAACUAUGGAACAAAUUAUUGAUGAUGAACUUAUAUCAUUGAGAAAAAAAAAAAUGAAUAAUUUAGAAAGAUGGGAAAAUAAAGAUAACACUUUUCUUGAACCCAUAAAUGAAAAUAUAACAGAUUAUAAUGUACAUAAUAACCGAGAAGGAAUAAGUUAUAAUAUGAACGAAAUGAAAAAUAUAAAAAAAAAAAAGAGAAUAAUUGUUGAAAAAAAAAUAGACUGUAGUAAAUUUUUAUAUGAACCAUCGGAUUUUAUCCUAUUUGAUAAAUAUAAUAAAAUAUAUUUAAAUACUAAAAAGGCUUGUGAUGAAAUUUUAGAAUUAUCAACAAUUCUAGCUAAUCAACAAUUAAAUUAUACUUUGUUAAAAAAAAGACGAAUAAAAUAUAAUGAUAAAAUAAAAAACAAUAGAGAUAAUAAUAAUAAUAAUUACUCAAAAUUAGUAAAUACAGAUGAAGAUAAAAAAGGUAUUAAAAAAAAAAGUUUUAAUGAAAACCCAUCUUCAAAUUCUCAAGAAAAAGAAGUUCAUUUAUUUGAUAAAGUUAACUAUGAAGAUAUACCAUCAAAUAAAUCAAAUGAUAAAAUUAUUUUAACACCUAUAUCUGAAUUUAUUUUUGAUAAAUAUAAAAAAUAUUUUAAUAUGGGAAAACCAGAUGAUACAACAGUCAUAGUUUCUGUUGUUAAAGAAAAUAAAUAUAAUGCUUAA